Messenger RNA from Aspergillus mulundensis, 696 nucleotides. RefSeq names its product M48 family metallopeptidase. Gene Ontology annotation, cellular component: mitochondrial inner membrane. Gene Ontology annotation, molecular function: metalloendopeptidase activity. The transcript has 8 exons. Gene Ontology annotation, biological process: protein quality control for misfolded or incompletely synthesized proteins; mitochondrial protein processing. NCBI's taxonomy places the organism in Eukaryota, Fungi, Ascomycota, Eurotiomycetes, Eurotiales, Aspergillaceae. The record is from RefSeq and is a predicted model, not a curated record. The coding region runs from base 1 to 696 and encodes 231 amino acids.
AUGGGCGAGCAGAGCUACCAGGAAGUCCUUCGGGACUGGAGAGGCCGCAUGCUUCCCGAAUCCCACCCACUUACUGUCAUGGUAAAUCGCGUUCUCCAUCGACUGGUCCCAUUGGCGCCGAUUGAGGGCGCCGACUGGGAGGUCCAUGUUAUCCAGGACGACAACAUGGUGAACGCCUUUGUUCUUCCAGGUGGCAAAGUUUUUGUAUUCACCGGGAUUUUACCCAUUUGCAAGGAUGAGGACGGUCUAGCAGCUGUUCUAGGCCAUGAGAUUGCCCACGUUGUGGCUCAUCAUACCGGAGAAAGAAUGAGCAGUCACUUCGUGACCAUGGGCAUUGUCUUCCUCGCUGCCGUCCUAUUUGACGUCUCUGGGAAUAUCCCGUCUCUGUUGCUGAAGCUUAUGUACAGUUUGCCGAACUCUAGGACGCAAGAGGCGGAGGCGGAUAACAUCGGCCUGAUGAUGAUGUCGAAAGCUUGUUUCAACCCUGAAGCCGCUGUUGAUUUUUGGGCACGCAUGCAAAAGGCAGAACAGAUGGCACCUCCUCAGUUUAUGUCAACCCAUCCGUCUAAUGAUAACCGCAUGGAGGCUAUCCGCGGGUGGCUCGAUAAAGCUCAGAUGGAGUAUGAGAACAGCGGUUGCAUGGGCACCGGAACUUGGAUGCCCGGGUUCCGACAAGCAAGCAAUGAUUUUUGGUAA